AUGCGCUUCGCACCCAUCGUCCUCGCCACCAUGGUCGGUGUCGCCUGCGCCGGUAGAAACGCCGUUGUCCGUCCGGUCGAAGCUGAUGCAAAAGCCGUGGAAUCAUCCAAACUCUCAGAUCUCGAUGUUCCAGAACUGAUAAUCGAGAAAUUGGAGGAGAUACCUGCGUCGGAAUGUACAUACAGGUCCGGACCGGGAUCCGUUGUUGUCACACUUUAUAACGGAGAGCUUUUGAAUGGAAAGAUUAUUGAUAGGAGUUGGGAUAAUAAUGAUCCACAUCAGUUCCAGUUGGGUACACCUCUGGUCAUUGAGGGUCUCCAGAAGGCCGUCGAGGAUAUGUGUGUGAAUGAGGUUCGAAAGGUCACAGUUCCUUCCAGACUCGCUCACGGUAAUAAGAUCAGCGGUGGUGGUCUCAUCCCAGCAGGGGCAGCCAUUAUCUACAAGAUCAAACUCAUCGGCCUGAAGCCUCCAAUGUACGUCAACCCGGACUGGAAGGAGGGCGCAUCAUCGGUGGUGGCUGAAAAGUCCGCUGCCCCGGUUGCAUCUGAUGCUCCCAAGGAUGAGCUGUAA
This is a messenger RNA of Orbilia oligospora ATCC 24927, 570 nucleotides long. RefSeq lists its product as uncharacterized. Gene Ontology annotation, molecular function: peptidyl-prolyl cis-trans isomerase activity. The transcript is spliced from 4 exons. Bases 1 to 570 code for a protein of 189 amino acids. The record is from RefSeq and is a predicted model, not a curated record. Lineage: Eukaryota; Fungi; Ascomycota; Orbiliomycetes; Orbiliales; Orbiliaceae.